UUUGUUUUGGUUUAGUUUUUCAAAUUGUGAUGGGUAAGCAGUGGGUGAAGAUGGGUCUAACAGGCCAGGAAAGGGGAAGAAGAGAGAAGAAAGGAGAAAAGAAAAAACCUUGACUAGAAAAAGUGUACAUACAAGGAGAAACAGAACGAAGACCAUGGAGAAAAGAUGAGUUAGGGUAAAAUUAUGUAUUAGAAAGUUUGAGGACUGAAAAUGGACAAGAAUGCAAAUAUAACAAAUGAAUGAAAAUAAUGGUUAAAAACAGAUCAGGGAAGGAAGGCAAGGCAUAUGGGAAGAGAUGGUGAAAGAAAGAAAGAAAGAAAGAAAGAAAGAAAGAAAGAAAGAAAGAAAGGUGAGAAAUGCCAAGAGAUACAAGAAGAUUUCAUGAAGGGAAAAAUUCUGGGCAAGGGAGACUGUGUGCAACCUUCCCUCUGAACUCCUUGAGCAACCUGAGGAGAGGAGAGUCAGGAGGGAUCCUUUCUUUGCUAGUUCUCUGGAAGAUUUCUUUUUCUCCCCACUCUGACAUUUCCACCAGGCUGAGAAGGAGGUGGAAGGAAGAGAGAGAGAGAGAGAGAGAGAGGAGGGAGUGGGAUCGGGGGCUUUACAGAAACAAAAGGAAACUAGCUGCAGAACUUCCUGAACAGAGGAAGAAAGAGUGAGUGAGUGAUAGUGAAGGAUUGAGAGAGAGAAGGAGAGACCAGGGUCGCGUGCACUAACAAGAUUAUUAAAAAGGAGGGAGAGCAAAGAAGAGGAAAAGGAGGAGGAGGAGGAAGGUUGGGGGCAGAGAUCUCAGCCUGCCUUGGGUUCCAGUCUCCCCCCACCAUGACCAGCGCGCUCUUGAGGCGGAAUUCCAGCAAGCAGGGGCUGCAGAACCUCCUCCGGCUGACAGCACAAUGGAGUGUGGAGGAUGAGGAGGAAGCAGCAAGAGAACGUCGACGAAGGGAACGUGAGAGACAACUCAGGUCCCAGGCAGAAGAAGGCCUCAUCAGCACCAGCACAUCUUCAGAAAGUGGAUUGGCAGUACAAGAAAGCCAGGUUGAUGGAAAGCCUUCCGGGACUUCAGAACUGGAGGAAGAUGAGGGCUUUAGUGACUGGUCCCAGAAACUUGAGCAGCGAAAGCAGAGAUGGGCAGAGAUGGGAGAGGGAGCACAAGAUGGAGAGCGCACAUCUUAUGGUGAAUGGAGAGAAGCCCAACAAGUGGCUCCUGCACACUGGGAAGGAAGGUCACCAAAGCAUUCCUACGAAGAAGAUGGCAAUCUGAGGGGAACAGAAGUCCAACUAGAACAAGUCCAUCUGGGUCAGGAUUCUCCCACCUUUAUCCGGUUUACGCCUGGGCCUUCAAACUUCCUCAAGUUUGUUUCAACUUCUGUAUCACAAGAUCAGCCCGAAGCAGAACUGGAGGGGCAGCAAAAGCUUAUCGAAACAGCAUAUGUUGGAGAGACGAAUGAGGACAUUGCAGACAAGCUUCAGGAUGCCCAAGAAGAGAAUAAGCUUGAAGAAGAGGAGGAGAAGCAAGAGGAAAAGAAAAGAAGAUGGAACGAGGAGGAAGAGGCACCAGAAAAACGACAAAGAGCUCCAAGCACAUCUAGCAAUGAGGAAGAGUGUCAGGUUCCACUAAGUCCUACUAUAAAGAUUACUGACAGAACUGAAUCUCUGAACCGCUCUGUACAGAAAAGUAACAGUGUGAAGAAGACACAGCCACCUCUCCCUGUUUCAAAGAUUGAUGACAAACUUGAACAGUACACACAUGCCAUUGAGACUUCUAGCAAGACCCCGAAGCCAGUGCGUCAGCUUUCUAUUGACCUUCCUACCAACAGUGCUGCAGUUGCCAGCACAAAAAGCCUUUGGGAGACUGGUGAAGUGGUUCAGUCCCCUGUAAAGACAACGGCAUGUAAGGACAUUGUGGCUGGAGACAUUGUGAAUAAGAGAAGCAUUUGGGAGCAGAAAGAUAGCCCAAAGGCAGAUGGAAAUGCAAAGGUGAAACUUCCUGGCAAGAAGUACAAGUAUGUGGCAAUUGGACAUGGCCAGUAUAAAAAGGUGUUGAUCGAAGAUGAGGCAGCAACAGAAAAAUAGCAUACGCAC
Messenger RNA from Sceloporus undulatus (fence lizard), 2079 nucleotides. RefSeq names its product lymphocyte specific protein 1 (gene LSP1). Gene Ontology annotation, biological process: muscle contraction. Lineage: Eukaryota; Metazoa; Chordata; Lepidosauria; Squamata; Phrynosomatidae. The transcript has 10 exons. The record is from RefSeq and is a predicted model, not a curated record. Gene Ontology annotation, molecular function: actin binding; myosin binding; calmodulin binding. Bases 820 to 2070 code for a protein of 416 amino acids.